AAUGGACAGGAAACUGUCAGAAUUCAGCUCGAAGAAACUUCGCGAAAAUGGGGAAUCUUUGGUCGCGUCAACCCUCAGACCACCUCCACCACCAAACCGUAUACCGGAUCCAACUUAUGGAGAAGUUCCGCCAAUUCACAAUACGUUGACAAGAAGAGGAGGCGGUAGCGGAAGUCUUUCAAGAACUACAGUCUUAGCAGUGUCUGUUUUGGCUAUAGUAUCAAUUUCAACGCUCACUUACGCAGCUACUUGUAGCCUAGAACCUCACGCUUUAAUUACAGUUAGAGUACCGAAAGAGUUCGAAAUUGGUGCUGUUCGUCUUUUUUUCAAGAGGGAUAAUCACAAUAAAGUAACAACUCACCGAUCACUUUGGGUUAGACCGGCCAACAAGACGAAAAUAAUAACUUACGAUUUGGAUGACGUAUUAUAUACUGAUAGCAAGCCGUGUUCGCCCUUAGAUGUAUUCGAGAAAUGUAAAUAUGCCCAUCAUCAAGACUUGGCUACUUGCGAUUCAGCAACCCAGCAAUGCGUCUGUUCUCGUGGAUACAAAUUCAACGGUCACAGUUGUUUCGACUUCGAUGAAUGUAAGAAUGACGAACUGGCCUGUCCUGCUGAGAGGGCUUGCAGGAAUACAAAGGGAGGGCACAUAUGUGAAUGUGGUCUUGGCUAUUACCAGGAAGGUGUAGAGUGUAAAAGUAAGUAG
This is a messenger RNA of Dimorphilus gyrociliatus, 703 nucleotides long. The record is from the annotation of a GenBank genome assembly. NCBI's taxonomy places the organism in Eukaryota, Metazoa, Annelida, Polychaeta, Dinophilidae.